Molecule: messenger RNA, 6573 nt
Organism: Lepisosteus oculatus (spotted gar)
Lineage: Eukaryota; Metazoa; Chordata; Actinopteri; Semionotiformes; Lepisosteidae
Source: RefSeq, a predicted model, not a curated record
GAAAAAGCCAGCACACUUGUGCCUCUUCAAAGCUGGAACAGAAAAACCACCUUCUUGUAAUUGAUGCUUCAGCCUUUGCUGUGUUUUCACAAGAGAUCAAGCUGCCAAAAAAAAGCUAAACCUACUGGGAGACCAAUGCAAGGACAUUUAAAGAGGAGAAAAAUGGAUAACAGCUCCAAGUCAGUUUCUUUUCUUUUAUGGCAUAUUUAACAGCACAGGUGUACUUACAUUUAGUGGAAAUUCGUUGGGAGGGUUUAUGAACACAAUUAAAAUAAUGCCUUAAUCUCCUGCUGUCUGCGUUGAAAAGAAUUACCAGCACAGCAAGAGACCCUGAAGGUGUCUGUAAGAGUUUCCAGUCACAAUGACACAAUCCGAGGCAGUGCACAUUCCAAAGGACUACAGGAUUGAAAGCUGUGGUUAUCUGGCAGGUGAUUUUCUUCAUCUUCUCUCUCAAGACUUUGAAUAUUUCAGAACGUCAAAAUGAACCUGAGGUACAACAGCACAGAACACACCUUUUUAACCAGCAACUCCCCCACAAUGAGAGGCUUCCAAGAUGCAGAAAUUCUUCAAGACAGCAGAUGGCACGAGCACAUUAAUAGUGUGGAGAAUGAUUCAUUUAAUAGUGGGAACCCAAAUCUGACAUCCUUAUAUAACGCCACUCAAACCCCUCCAACAACCGAUCCCCUCGGGGGACAUACCGUCUGGCAGGUUAUCCUCAUAGUCUUCUUUACCGGCCUUUUAUCGUUGGUGACUAUCAUUGGUAACAUCCUGGUUUUGGUAGCUUUCAAGGUGAACAAGCAGCUAAAGACGGUCAAUAAUUAUUUUCUGCUUAGUCUUGCAUUUGCAGAUUUGAUCAUUGGCAUAAUUUCGAUGAACCUCUACACCACAUAUAUUAUAAUGGAUCAGUGGGCUCUGGGCAACUGGGCGUGCGAUUUGUGGCUUGCCAUUGACUAUGUUGCCAGCAAUGCAUCAGUCAUGAACCUUUUAGUCAUCAGCUUUGAUAGGUACUUUUCAGUGACCAGACCACUCACCUACAGAGCUAAAAGAACAACCAAAAGGGCUGGCAUAAUGAUUGGCCUGGCAUGGUCCAUUUCUUUCGUUUUGUGGGCGCCAGCCAUCUUGUUCUGGCAGUACUUUGUGGGAGAACGCACUGUGCCAUCUGAUAAGUGCUACAUCCAGUUUCUCUCGGAGCCCAUCAUCACCUUUUGCACCGCGAUUGCUGCCUUUUACCUCCCUGUGACCAUAAUGACUGUGUUGUACUGGCGGAUUUACAAGGAAACAGAGAAGCGCACUAAAGAACUGGCGGGGCUCCAGGCGUCUGGCAGAGAAGCCGAGACCACACACUUUGUCCACCAGACAGGUAGCUCCCGAAGCUGUGGCAGUUAUGAAUUAACGCAACCAUCUCUGAAGAGGUCUGCUAGAAGAAAACAAGGUCGUUUUAAUUUCUGGCCAAUAAUGAUGUCCUGGAAGCACAGCAGUGAAGGUGAACAGGACCACAGCAGCAGUGACAGCUGGAAUAACAAUGAUGCAGCUGCUUCUCUGGAUCAGUCAGGCUCUUCAGAUGAAGAAGAAAUACCUGAAACCCGAGCCAUUUACUCCAUUGUUCUGAACCUACCUGGUAUUAAGGCAGCUGUCAACUCCCAGCUUACUUCCCCUGAUGAUCUAGAGGUGUCUGAGGAGGACCCUCUUGGAGUGGAUCGAAAGGAAGGCCUUUCCAGGAAAGAGAAGGAGGAAAAGGCAGACAACAAUUACCACCAGCAUUUCUCCAAGAUGCCAGUGCAGUCGAUGCCCUCCAUACAAACGCCUAAGACAGAAGAGACAGUCUCUUCCGCCACCAAGUCUUCAUCCAUGCCCAUAUCCUUCAAGGACGCCGCAAUGGCCAAACGCUUUGCUUCAAAAGCACGAACACAGAUCACAAAACGGAAACGGAUGUCACUUGUCAAAGAGAAGAAGGCUGCACAGACUCUCAGUGCAAUCCUGUUCGCUUUUAUCAUAACGUGGACACCAUACAAUAUCAUGGUGCUAGUGAACACGUUUUGUGACAACUGCAUCCCGGAAACACUGUGGGCUUUGGGAUACUGGUUAUGCUAUGUAAACAGCACAGUAAAUCCCAUGUGCUAUGCCCUGUGCAAUAAAACUUUCCGAACCACUUUUAAAAUGAUACUUCUGUGCCAGUGGGACAAAAGAAAACGGCGCAAACAGCAAUUUCAGCAAAGACAAUCUGUUAUUUUCCAUAAAGGAAUUCCACGGGACCCUUCAUAACAUAGACUCCUGUUCCAUGUGGUGUGGAUAUCCACAAGUAGAUAAGGGUUUUGACUUGCAUUUCCCAUCAACACAAAACCCGGGUGUCUGCUGAACAGUUUUAUCUUUUGUUCAUCUAUCACUUAAUUCUUAUUGGUGUCUUAAAAGAUGACUGAUGUUUACUGAUAUAACAUACAGUAUAUCAAUGGGGCACUAAUGUACAAAGGGCUUUAAAAAUGUGAAAUUACAAAAGUGCCAUUGUUUCUUCAUCCCAUAGUAAUAAGAGUGACAUAGACCAUUGCUCACUGUUAGUCUUAUCAAGACCUAUACACAUCUGUAUGAAUCUCUGUACACAUCUGUUUGUGAAACAUGACCUACCUGUAAGUGUUUUCUUUUCUAGUUGGCAAACACAUUACAGUUGGGACUAUAACCUUUGAAUAUUGUAUAGCUCUUUCUCAUUUUCUAAAAAAAAUAAUAUUUUUUUCCAAGUGUCUGUUUUUUUAUUAGUGAGUUUUAAACUACAGAAACAGAUCAAAUAUUGAGCCAACUAGUUAUUUUGUAAUUUUUGGUUUAGACAUUUUUCCUUUUAAUUUUAAAGCUGUGUUCUAAUUGUUUGCGAAUAUUGUCAUUCUGGUUGUCUCUCAUGUGACUUCCAGUGAUCCAGUGUUGUGAACACAGAGCUGUUGUAAAAGCUGCUUAUGUAUUCAGUGUGGGAUGGUGUUUACAUGGUUUAGACAACUGUGCAAGUAUUUUAAAUGGUGUCUGUGUACCUGAAAUGUACAAUUUUAUGUUUAUAUAUAUAAAAAAUAUUUAUACAUCUUUACAAAAUGUUUAUUUAAAGAAUACAAAUUUUUCACUCUGAAUAGAUUCACAUAGCAACACCUUUUUCAACAUGCCUAGCAUGUCAUAUGAGUCAGUCUGCAAUUAUAUAUAUAAAUUAUUUAAAUUUUCUUUUUCUUUCACUGUUUGGAAAAGAUUAUUAAAAUAUGAAUGUGUUGGUAUGGUAUAUAAUAAUGAAACCACAUUGCAGUCAUUGUGUUCCAGUGCAUCCAAACCUACAGUAACUAACUUUUUUACUAAUACUGAAAAGGUUUGUAUUCUCAGAUCUCAGAACAUUGUACUCAGUCGUACUUGUAAUGUGAUGUAAAGGCAGUCUGGUGGUGACCCUCCGUGGAAACGAAUGGGCGUGAAUUCUGAAAACUGUUGUAACUCAUGGUGUGGCUGGGAAACAGUGGUUUACAGAUGUGAUCAGCACCUUAGAUUCAUAACAUUUGAUGGAAAACAAAAGCACAUUUUCAGUCCUUUCAGAAAUGUGAAUAAAUGAAUUACAUAUCUGAAUAUCCAUUGUUCUGAAUAUUUUCUUCCAAAACCUUCACUGCACAAGACCCAAGCCAUGUACAGUAUGUGUUUUAAGAUCUUGUGUUAAACAAACUUUUAAAAAUAUAAAAUGCCAUGUGAUUGUGGCAGGAACAAUAGACUGUAUGCCAAGGACAAAAAUGAAUGCUUAACUGCUCUGUGGAAUAUCACCUUCACCUGCUUUUACGCAUAUAUUUAUUUUGACAACAGCGUUUCCAAAAGGAUUUUGAACAAAGGUAAUGUUAAUAUACCCUAGGUGGGUAAGUUCUUGAUUUAUUUCACUUUGAGAAACAUCAGAUGAAGAAAGUGAUGAGAGCUGGAAUUGUCUUGGCUUGGUUGAUAUUAUUUUAUGUGUAAAGGCAGUUAUCUUUGAAAGAUUUGUCAGAUUGGAUUUUCCACCUUCAUUUUCUUGUGAACCAUUAUUGUUUUAUCACAGCACAUUUUAACAGCACUUUCAUUUUGUAUAUAGUUAGCAAUAGAAUUUACCCUGCAAUUGCAUCCUUUGUAAAAUAAUUGAACUGACAUUUUAUUUAAUUUCUACAAUGCUAAUUAAUUACAGAUAGCAACAGUGGUAAUUUUUUACACAAUCUAUAAAUAGUCAUGUCCAUUUUAAUAAAUGCAUUUAUUGCAUCAGGAAGAACUGAUUGUCUGGAAGAGUGUUUUCUUCACUGUGCAUUGAAAGUUUGCAUUUGAUCUACCAAGAAACUUACUUUCCUGAACAAAUGUUAAAACAUAUCAUACCAAAAACAUCAAAUAUAUUUAGCUUCUGUGCAGUUAAAAAUUAAUUUAAUUUAAUUUUAUUACAAAAUGAACAGCAACUCUUUACAAAACGUCCUUGGAUAGGAGAGACAUUUCAGCUUUAUACAACCACUCGACCUAAUCAGUCCGAUCCUCUUCUGAAAUAUAUUGUAUUUUGAUAUUCAGACAACACAAUAGAAUUAAGCAACUUUAUAAUGGCAAACGACAUAGUAUUAUAGAGUCCAUUCAUCUAUUUUCUAACCGCUUCUUGCCAUUCAGGGUUGCAGGGGAGCUGACACCUACCCUGGCGAACAACAGGUAUAAGACAGGGUACACUCUGGACAGGUGCUGUACCAGUCUAUCAAAGGGCACACACACGCACCAGGGCCAGUUUUCCCAAAAGCCAAUUAUCCCACCAGUAUUUCCUUUGAGUGUUGGACGAGCCCAGAGCACCUCGCGAAAACACACGCAAACAUGUGGAGAACAUACAAACACCACGCAGACAGCACGCAGGUCCUGAACUGAACCCAGGCCCCCAGCGCUGCAAGACGGGACAGUGUAUAUUAUAUUAGAUUAGCAUCGCUCGAAAGAACAGUAAUGCUGAACAUAAUGGAUGUGUGUUUUUUUACUCUGUGUGAGUAACAAAUAAAAUCACAUUUUUGAGUGAACGAUGACCCUUAAAGACCUUGCUUGUCGAUCAGGCCCUUUUACAGACAACAUACUGUAAUUCUGUAAUUUCUUUGAUUUAUCAGCUGCUUUAAUUAGAAAAUAGAUAACUUACAGUACAUUGAAGUUUAGUGUAUGAUUCAGUUUUCUUUUUUUUUUAUUUUAAAAGCCAGGAUGCAUGGGAAGGCUUGUACAGCUUUUUGUAUUAAAAUUACAUACUGUAUUACUUUUUGUAAUUGAUGCCUGACAAAUUGCAUUAUGAUGUUCUGUAGUUGUGUGCACUCUCUGCCACCUUUAUGCGGUGUCUGCCGUAAUCUCAGGCUUUACAGUGUGAUUUUGGUAGUCGAUGAUAAACUGUUUUAUGUUAUGAUAUUGAGGUUAUUGAAACUUGUGCAUAGAGGACCUUACAGGAAUGAUUUUAAAAUGGCUCAGAUUUAUUUAAAACCUACAGCAUACGGUGGGUUGCAAUCCAUAAUCCUAGGGGGCAAACAUAAAUAUAAGCACUGCUACUAUUUGAAAAACAUGUUAUCAUUAUCUGCAUAUCAGCUAAUAAACGAUUUAUUCUUUUUUUAAUUUGAAAUCACUUUUUAAUUAUACACCCACGUAAUUUGGAGUUGCAACUAUUUUUUUAAAUCUCUGAUCUCCAGCAGUGACUCAGACCACACCUGCUUAGAACAGCAGAUAUGUAGCUGAAUGAAACAUGUAGACAUGCGCCAGUACAGUAUGCCUACCUUUUAAGUCACUCGUCUGACACACUACAUGUUUGUGGUGUACCCAGCAUUUCUGCCCUCAUUGAUUCAUGCCAGCUCUGCUUGGUGAGUCCCAGUCACAGGUGGCAAAGAAAUACAGUAUGAGCCAGGGUGACCCUAGCAUCAGCUGAUUCAUAAAUUUCAAGCUGCAAGCGAAUGUUUUAGACAUUUACAACAUACAGUAUGCUAAGCUAAAGAUAGCCAACUUCAUGGCUUAUUACUCUAUCCCACUAAUAUAGUAAUCAAUUAGCUUUUUGUUUUAAAUCUUGAAAUCAUGCAUUUGGCAAAUGACACAAAUUUGAUUUUAAUUGGUGAAACAUUGAUAAUUACACAAUGAAAAAAGUGUUAUACAGUAGGCUUUACAGUAUGUCACUCAGUGAAGGGCAAUGAAUCUGAUGUGGUUUCAGUUCACCAUAAGCAUUUUCUUUACUGUUUUGCUUCACUUUAUGAACGUUUGUUUUUGCUUGUGUAUGUUUUUCGAAGGCAGCCGCUUGUUUUAAACUUUAAACAGCACAAACAUGAAAGUGUGAAGGUGAAGGGGUCAGAUGCUUUCUAAAAGUGAAAGAAGAGGAAGGGAAAUUGUGUUCAUUUGCAUUUUUAUGACAUAAAUAAUCUGAAACAUUUUGCUAGACAUGAUGGAUCACUUUAAAACAAAAACAUAUUUCUGAAACUGUGAAGGAUGUUGUACAGUGUUGCAGCUUUUCAUGUGUUUAUAUGCGUAUUUUUAAACCUACUGGGUAGUGAAGCUUGAUGUUUUUAAUUUUCUUCUUUGUGUUGUUUUUGCAGUUCAUCUGUUUAUUAAAUGCAACAAGAUUUAAAUUUC